This is a messenger RNA of Vanderwaltozyma polyspora DSM 70294, 1689 nucleotides long. RefSeq lists its product as uncharacterized. Bases 1 to 1689 code for a protein of 562 amino acids. The transcript has a single exon. Gene Ontology annotation, cellular component: centrosome; cytoplasm; nucleus. NCBI's taxonomy places the organism in Eukaryota, Fungi, Ascomycota, Saccharomycetes, Saccharomycetales, Saccharomycetaceae. Gene Ontology annotation, molecular function: cyclin-dependent protein serine/threonine kinase regulator activity. Gene Ontology annotation, biological process: regulation of cyclin-dependent protein serine/threonine kinase activity; mitotic cell cycle phase transition. The record is from RefSeq and is a predicted model, not a curated record.
AUGAAUGUUUCAACAACUACAAUUAUUAACAAUGAUAAUGUUAAGGUCGUCGAUUCCUUACCAAAUUUACACCAUUUGGCCCAUAUAAGAAGAAAUGUUGCUAGAUCAAAAGCUGCUAACCCAAGUCUAUUAAAAAAUCAAUUCAAUGUUCAUAGAAUCUCCGUCUUAGAAUACAGUAAAUCUUUAUUAAACCAUUUAAUUAGAUUAGAAGAUUCGACAAAUUUAGAAUACCCAUUAAUUAUUAAUAACUUCAAAGCUCAACCACAGAUCAACGACAAAAUGAGAAACUUAAUCAUAGAUUUCAUAAUUUGUUGUCACACAAGAUUAAAGUUAUCAUCUUCAACUUUGUUUUUAACCAUUGAUUUAUUGAAUAGAUAUUCCUCCAAAUUUAUUAUCAAGUGUAACAAUUAUCAAUUGUUUGCCUUAACUGCAUUAUGGAUUUCAUCAAAAUAUUGGGAUUCCAAAAAUAAAAUUCCAAAUUUUAACAUUUUAACAAGUUUAUGUUGUAAUCAAUUUACUCCUACACAAUUUAAAGAAAUUGAAUGGCAUCUAUUAACUUCAUUGAAUUGGUCAAUUUUACAAAAUCCAACAACUGAUUAUUUUAUUGAUUUAUUAUUAGUUAUCGAUAAUAAUAAUAGCAGUCAAAAUUUAAAUCCAAUUUAUUGGAAAAACUCAAAUUUAAAUUUAAAUGAAAUUAAAUCUGGAGCUAUCCUAUUAGCAGAAUUAGCAUCCUUUGAUUUGAACCUAUCAUUUAGUUAUAAUUCAUCUGCAAUUGCAUUGGCUUCAAUUACAUUAAUUACUUUAGCAUUGAAUUUCCAUGAUUUAAAUAACUGGGAAAAUUAUCAUGUUGAUUCUAAAGAUGCCAAUUUAAAUAAGAUUUGUGAUAAAUUAUUAUUUUUAGCUACCGAUAAGGAUGCUUUCCCAUCUUCUUUUAAAUUUAAGUAUUUGAACGAUCAACAAAAAAAUUCUACAACAGCUGCUGUUACCAACACCAAUUUGAAUAACGGAAAUAAAAUAUUAACAGCUUUAUCAAAUUAUUAUUUGCAAUUGCAAUUUGAAGAGUUUUACAAUUCUCAAGAAUUUAACAAUUUGGCAAAUUCAAUCAAUGAUAAUUUAAUUAAUGAUCAAAAUAUUAUGCAUUCAAAUAACGAAUUUAUGAAAACAAAUCAAGAUUCAUCUAGUAAUUGCAUGAAGGGAAGAAUGAAUAUUUACAGUAAUCAUAGUAAUUAUAAUGACAAACAUUACAAUAACAGUAAUAUUAAUAUUACUAACAAUUCUCCUCAUUCAGUUUCAUCUUCAACUUCCUCUUCUGCAAUUUCAACCUUUGCAUCUCCGGAUUCUGCUAUGACUGCAGAAUCUGAUAAAGAAAUAUCAUCUUCCACUUCAUCACUGUUGCCAAAUUCAUUAUUGUUAUUACCAUUAACUCCAACAACUCCAACAUUAUUUCAAGUCGAUACCAAAUCUAGUGAGAAAAAGAGAUUAAUGACACUAAAUUCAAUCAAUAAUAACAAUAAUUUUUCUAAACAAGAUAAUCAAGCAAGUGCAAGAUCAAAUCCAAUAGUAAAUAUACCUGCUAGUUCAGGAAUUAGAACUUUUGUUAAAGGACAUAUCAAAAGAUCAUCUUCUUCAAUGGAUAUUGAUUUUUUUGAUACUGAUAUGGAUUACAAACGUAACCCUAACAGAUAUUAA